AGAUGCUUGUGAGAUCCCUUCUAGCUCUAAAUCUAUGAUCCUAAGGAGGGGGAGCUAUCACGAUGGGGCCCAGAGUCCCCUAGAAACUGAGCAGUCCUGAUGUGUCCUCUGCCUCUCAGCUUCGGGGUUCCUGCUCUCCAGAGCCAACCCAAGCGCAUCCAUGCAGCCACCCACCGCUAGGAGGAAAUCACAGAGGCAGCCGUGGUGAAACAUAAAGUUUAUUCGGCUAAAAGUGACGCAAAAAUUCUUUAAGAGCUCUUUGGCAGCCGAUUAUCUGGAAAUCAGACCAUGUGAGGGGGACUGGAGUACAAAAACCUCCCCCACCUCAUGGGCUGCUCGCACGCUCGAAGUCAGGCACGAGAGUGACUUCAGGGGCAGGGGGAUUCAGACUUGAAUAACACUCGGGGGAGAAGGCGCUCAGAAUCAUCUGGCACACAGGACCUGUAGCCUAGUUGCUGUAAAGUUGUGAGGACAUCCAAGAGCUGGGGAAGGGGCUCUUAUUCCAAUUGGCUACAAAUGGACAUAAGCACCAUCUGCUAAACACCAGGAUGGAGACCACCCUUCUGAAUUCUAAGAAAGAGCAGUCAGCCUGCAAGGAUGGAGAAGACUGCCAGGAAAAUGGCAUUCUGCAGAAGGGACUCACUGGCCCGGGGAACAAGGAGGAAGCGAGACACAUCUCAAAUGGGUACUCGGCUGUUCAGAGUACAGGUGUGGAAGGGGACACCCGCAACUCCAUCCCAGCAGACAACACCACCAUAGGCACCGAAGGACACCAAGGGGAACGAGAGACCUGGACCAAAAAGAUGGACUUCCUCCUCUCGGUCAUUGGCUACGCUGUGGACCUUGGCAAUGUGUGGCGCUUCCCAUAUAUAUGCUACCAAAAUGGAGGAGGGGCCUUCCUCAUACCCUACACCAUCAUGGCCAUUUUUGGUGGGAUUCCUCUGUUCUAUAUGGAGCUAGCUCUGGGCCAGUAUCAUCGAAAUGGCUGCAUUUCAAUAUGGAAGAAAAUUUGCCCCAUUUUCAAAGGGAUUGGCUUCGCCAUUUGCAUCAUCGCUUUUUACAUUGCCUCCUACUAUAACACCAUCAUGGCCUGGGCUCUGUACUACCUCAUCUCUUCCUUCACGAGUCAACUGCCCUGGACCAGCUGCAAGAACUCCUGGAACACUGACAAUUGUACCAACUACUUCUCAGAAGACAACAUCACCUGGACCUCCCACUCCACAUCACCUGCUGAAGAAUUUUAUACGCGCCAUGUCUUACAGGUUCACCAGUCUCAAGGACUAGAUGAUGUGGGGGGCAUUAGCUGGCAACUGGCCCUCUGCACAAUGUCGAUCUUCACUAUUGUCUACUUUAGCAUCUGGAAAGGGGUCAAAUCAUCUGGCAAGGUGGUGUGGGUGACAGCUACUUUCCCUUAUAUUAUCCUGUCCAUCCUGCUUGUAAGGGGGGCCACACUUCCAGGAGCCUGGAGAGGUGUCGUUUUCUACCUGAAACCCAAUUGGCAGAAGCUCCUUGAAACUGGGGUCUGGGUGGAUGCUGCAGCUCAGAUUUUCUUCUCGUUGGGUCCUGGCUUUGGUGUCUUACUAGCUUAUGCUAGCUAUAACAAAUUCAAUAACAACUGUUACCAAGAUGCCCUGGUGACUAGCAUCAUAAACUGUAUGACAAGCUUCAUGUCUGGAUUUGUCAUCUUCACUGUGCUUGGUUAUAUGGCGGAGAUGAGGAGUGAAGACGUGUCUGAAGUGGCUAAAGAUACAGGGCCCAGCCUGCUUUUCAUCACAUAUGCAGAAGCCAUCGCCAACAUGCCGGCCGCCACCUUCUUUGCUAUCAUUUUCUUCAUAAUGAUGAUCACUCUGGGCUUAGACAGCACGUUUGCAGGACUUGAGGGCGUGAUCACUGCGGUGCUGGAUGAAUUCCCACACUUCUGGGCCAAACGCCGGGAGUGGUUUGUGCUUGCUGUGGUCAUUACCUGUUUUUUUGGAUCUCUGUCCACCUUGACUUUUGGGGGCGCCUAUGUGGUGAAGUUGCUGGAGGAAUACGCCACCGGACCAGCGGUUCUCACAGUGGUGCUGUUAGAAGCAAUCGCCGUGUCUUGGUUCUAUGGUAUCAACCAGUUCUGCAGUGACGUGAAAGAAAUGGUUGGUUUCAGCCCCGGUUGGUUUUGGAGGAUCUGUUGGGUAGCAAUCAGCCCAAUAUUUCUGCUGUUCAUCAUCUGCAGCUUUCUGAGCAGCCCUCCAGAGCUGCGGCUCUUCAAUUACAAUUACCCUCGCUGGACCGUCCUCCUGGGAUACUGCAUCGGGACUUCUUCCUUCAUCUGCAUUCCUGCCUAUAUAAUUUAUCGGUUGAUCAUCACUCCAGGGACAUUCAAAGAGCGUAUUCUUAAAAGUAUCACUCCAGAAACACCUACAGAGAUUCCCUUUGGAGAUCUUCGCUUGAAUCCUGUGUAGCAAGUAAUGGACAAGAGGAAAAAACUUCCCUAUCAAUUCCCACCCUCUACUUGUCGCCCCUUCUCCCCUCCAAGUGAACUGAGUUUUCAGCUGAGCCAAGGAAAGAGAGGACAUUCUCCAUAAAGGCCCAGCUUCAAGACACUGGUGCCUAGAAUCUCAUGACCUCCAGCCUUCAGAUCCACCUCCUUCCAUGAAAUUAGCUCGGCACUUAUCAAACUCAACUCAGAAACUGAAGCUCAACUGGUUCAUUUUGGAUGUGGGAGGAUUUUGUUGUGCGUACGUGACUGCUACCGUAUGAAAUGGGUGAAAGGGAUCACAGAAACCACUCGUGGACAAAUAGCAUCAGUUAGGAUUACAUUUAGUCUUGAGUCUGUGUGAGUGUCUUCUCAGUGUGAUUUGUAUCGGACCAUAUUGUGUUUGCUCCUAAGGGUUUCACUGUCAAAUGAGUCUAUAAACUGUGUAGGACGACACAGAAAUUGUUCUGAUAGCCAUAUAUAUAUAUAUUCUCUGAGUAACACAGAAUCUGUGGCUGGAAACUAAUGGAACUCUCUAAUCCUUCCGCGCUGUGAGUCUUGCAGAGGAAGUUGUAGGAAGCUAACCUGAAAGGUGCUAGGUGUGUGUGUGUGUGUGUGUGUGUGUGUGUGUGUGUGUGUGU
Vombatus ursinus (common wombat) is the source of this 3096-nucleotide messenger RNA. It is a transcript of the gene SLC6A4, whose product is annotated as solute carrier family 6 member 4. Gene Ontology annotation, cellular component: neuron projection; plasma membrane. Bases 549 to 2441 code for a protein of 630 amino acids. Gene Ontology annotation, molecular function: serotonin:sodium:chloride symporter activity; serotonin binding. The record is from RefSeq and is a predicted model, not a curated record. NCBI's taxonomy places the organism in Eukaryota, Metazoa, Chordata, Mammalia, Diprotodontia, Vombatidae. Gene Ontology annotation, biological process: serotonin uptake; sodium ion transmembrane transport. The transcript is spliced from 14 exons.